CAGCUCAGGAAGAAAAGCAGCAGAACCUUCGAGGACGUGUCGGAGUUUCCGGUUCUGUCUGAGCUGCUCCCCACACCGGCCCGUUACCUGGUCCUGGUUCCGAUUCUGGUCCUGGUUCCGGGUCCGGUUCUCCUCCAGCGGCGUUUGGUCCCGGAGAUGCGGGUGUGUGCGGGUCUGAGCGGGCCUCUGGUCCUGAGCAUGGUUCUGGUUCUGGUUCGGGGCUGGGAGGCAGACCUGGAGCUCCUGGACCUUGUAGAGGAGGUUCCGAAGAACUUCUACGAAUUCCUGCACCUGGAUAAGGACGCGGCGGCAGCAGACAUAAAGAAGGCGUACCGUCGCCUGUCUCUGACUCUCCAUCCUGACAAGAACAAAGAUGAAAAUGCUGAGACGCAGUUCAGACAGCUGGUGGCCAUCUAUGAAGUUUUGAAGGACGAGGACAGACGGCGAAGGUACGACGACAUCCUGGAGAACGGCCUCCCCGACUGGCGGCAGCCCGUCUUCUACUACCGGCGCGUGAGGAAGAUGAGCAACGCCGAGCUGGGCUUCCUGCUCUUCCUCAUCCUCACUGUGGGACACUACGCCGUCAUCUGGUCCAUCUACCUGGAAAAGCAGCUGGAUGAGCUGCUCAGUCGGAAAAAAAAGGAGAAGAAGAAGAAGCUGAGCUCCAGACCCGCCGAGGAGCUCAGGUGUAUCGGUCAGGACCGCUCCGACAGGAGCCAUGAGCGACCGCAAUGGCAGGACAUCCUCCCUCUGAAGCUCAGCAUCUGGCUCUACCUGGCUCUCAAGAACCUGCCACAGACCGUACAGGAGGUGAAGCAGUACUACGAGGACUACCGGCAGACGAAGCAGGAAGCUGAAGCUCAACAGGAAGCUGCUCCGAGAGAGAAACGGCCAAAGGUGAAGAAACCCAAAGUGGAGUUUCCGGUUUUCAUUCCUCCAGAGACACAGCAGAACUACGACCAGACGACGUCCAUCGAGGACAUUGAGGACCAGAUGGACAACUGGCUACAGGACGCCAAGGCUCCCAAGAAAAAGGAGUCCGGGUGGACAGAGGAUGACCUGAGCCUCCUCAGCAGGUUGAUGGUGAAAUUCCCUGGAGGAACUCCGGGCCGAUGGGAGAAGAUUGCCCAGGAACUCGGACGAUCUGUUCCCGCUGUGACAACCAAAGUCAAACAGAUGAAAGACAAUGUGAAUCAAACCUCAGCUCUCGUCAAACUCUCAGAUUUAAAGUCUCCUCCAUUUCCUGUGAGGUCAUUUCCUGUGGAUGACAUCAUCACUCAGAGAGUGGGUGGGGUCAGUGAAGAGGAGGAAGAGGAGGAGGAGGAAGCUGCUCUGGUGCUCCGAAAGAGGAACAAGAAGAGUUCCUGUGCGGAUGGUUGGGAGGGGAAGGUCCGCGGCCGGCGGCAGAAGGACUUUGACCCAGCGGCAGCGGUGGAGGAACAGGAAGAGGCGGAGCUUCAGGAGAACAUGGCCGUCUGGACGCAGAACCAGCAGAAGCUUCUAGAACUGGCCCUGCAGCAGUUCCCCCGCGGAACCGCAGAACGCUGGGACCGGAUCGCCAAGGUGGUUCCCGGAAAGACCAAGGAGGACUGCGUGACCCGGUGUAAGAUGCUGGCUGAACUGGUGAAGAAGAGGAAGCAGCUGAAGAGCUGAUGAGCUCUGACUCCGCCCCUUCCUGCUGCUGCUGCCAGAUGAUUGGCCUAAUGGUUCUGGCUCACCUGCCCAGGUGUGCCGGUGCCAGAAGGUCAGCUGACCUCAUGUGCCUUACAUGUUCAGCAUGUUGCCAAUCAAUAAUCAAUACUCAGUAUUUAUUGUUCCCUUCAGUUUUUAUUGUUUGUUUCCAAAUAAACAUUCAGUCAUCGGCUUGCUGUCUGUAUGUUCUAAACCCGGUUCUGUUCUGAACUUUAGGUCGUCAGAGAGGAGGGAAACAUGUCAGUGCGGGAUCAUGAAUCUGUUACUGUUUGAAAUGUGUUCAUUAAUUAAAAAUAAACUUUACUAUAAAAAUGUAACCGGAUAUAAAACCA
This is a messenger RNA of Poecilia latipinna (sailfin molly), 2024 nucleotides long. It is a transcript of the gene dnajc1, whose product is annotated as DnaJ (Hsp40) homolog, subfamily C, member 1. The transcript is spliced from 12 exons. The record is from RefSeq and is a predicted model, not a curated record. The coding region runs from base 157 to 1653 and encodes 498 amino acids. Gene Ontology annotation, cellular component: endomembrane system. NCBI's taxonomy places the organism in Eukaryota, Metazoa, Chordata, Actinopteri, Cyprinodontiformes, Poeciliidae.